Macadamia integrifolia is the source of this 2340-nucleotide messenger RNA. RefSeq lists its product as uncharacterized. The transcript has 3 exons. NCBI's taxonomy places the organism in Eukaryota, Viridiplantae, Streptophyta, Magnoliopsida, Proteales, Proteaceae. The coding region runs from base 519 to 2081 and encodes 520 amino acids. The record is from RefSeq and is a predicted model, not a curated record.
AUUGCGUCUGUCGCAGUCUUGCAGAAUGCAGAGACCAGAGGGGGGCCAUAUAUCACUUUUUUAUUUUUAUUUUUUUGAUCCAUUUAUUAGGGAUUUUCCAAAACUAUUCUUGCCUUGACGGAUGAGCUUCUAAACGAGGGAGGAGGAGAGGGUAAAGGCAAGAAAGUGCAUAAACCCAUCUGUUUUAAUCAGAUUCUUCAAUUCACUCUCUAAUCUGUGUCUCUCUUAGCCUUCAGAUUCUUCGUUUGAAGGCCUUUCAAUUGAGACCUUUUUUAUGUUUUUUUUGUUUCAAUUUCUUAGUUUCCUUCUUCAACCCAAAGCCCUGAUGAUAUUGAUGUUAAAGAACUCUUUCCCAACCCAAGAUAAUCCGUUGCUAGCCCCAAACCCAAUCUAACGGCAACGGCUAACCCAAUCAUCUUCUGUUCAGGAGGGUUUAUAACGUCGAACCCUUUACUUAUUCUGGGUACCCAUGAAAGGAAAUCCAGUUUUUCGCUAACCCUUUUUGGCUUCGAGUUAGUAUGGAUCAGAAUUCUGAUAUCUUUGAAAUUAGCUCUGAUGAAGACGGUUCUAGGGGUGAGCACAGCGACGAUAAUCUUGAUUGGAUCUCCGAAAUGCUUUCUCCCGGUGGUCAUGAGACUGAAGAUUCUGAUGAUGUGGUAUUUGUGAGCGAGACGCAGAGUUCAAAACAUACAGACAGAGCAAAAUUGGCCUCUGGGGAUGGUUCGGACGAUGAUUGCAAAAUAUUGGAUGGUGACCCAGAUAAUCCAGUUGCAGUUGUAAAUGACUCAACAGGGGGAUCGGAUGAGUUGCUCAUUGUUGGUGAGAAGGGACAGUUAGCAUGCAGAGACUACCCUCACCCGCGACACCUGUGUGCUAAAUUUCCUUUUAGUUCAACUCCGCAUGACAAGUACUGUGACGUGUGCCACUGUUAUGUCUGUGACUCACGUGCACCAUGCAUCUACUGGGGCACAGGUGUUUAUACUACUGACCAUUGUCAUUCCACCGAUAAAGAGGAAAUAUGGCGGACAGCAAGGAAAAAUUUUAAGCGAGGCACAUUAGAACCAACGCCAGGCCAGAAGUUUCCUGUUACUACUCCAUCAAUGAUUCCUCCCUUGCCUAACCAUGCUCUAGCAUUCAACCCAAUGAAACUCCCCAGUAGUGGUUCUGUAACACAUUCAGUCUCCUCAUUCUCAUUCCGUCCUUGCCCAUCAAUGACCAAUUUUGGUGUGCCUAGAAGUAAUCAGCAACCAGGAGUCACCCUGAGUAGAAACAGAUGCCCUCAGAAUGUAAGCAGACCACCAAUGAUGCCUGGUACAAAUUACUCCAGUCGAAGAGAGAGAAACUAUGUUGGUACUUUGGGGCCUCAAUCUCGUAAACAGCUGUUUAAAAAGGUAGGGUAUGCGCCAACAGUUUUGCCAAUGAACGGACAUGGAUAUGGUUCAUCUAAUAGCAGAACUGGAUACACAGCACAGCCACCGAGGAACCAACAUCCAGUGGUAGUGCAAAAUGAUGAGAUUAAUAUGAGGUGGCAGGACUUCCAACCGGGAAGUGUGCCAAAUUUUGAUUCUUGUCAGAGUUCCUCCCAGCCAGGUACCGGCAGCAACUUCUCAGUUCAGUCAUAUAAUAAUUCUCAACCCCAAGUGUAUAGUCAGCCAAUUCCUCAAUCAGGUGAGAACCAAAAUUUGUACCAACAUGAGAAUCCAGCUUCAGCUGCUGCAAAACCUAGUGCAUUGGACUUCAACUCAGGUUGGAUAGACUGUUCAACCCAGGGUGCUCAGCAUUUCCCAGAAGAAGGUUCCCAGAUUCAUGGUGUACAAGUGACAUCUGAUCUGCAAAAUACCCAAAGUUUGUGCCAGAAUGAAAGUCAACCUGUUAGUGCUGUAAAUCCCCAGUAUAUUGGGAGCCCAAAUCCAGAUUCAUCUGCAUCCCAUUUGGAGAAUUGGUUUAGUUCUCUGGAACAUGAGUCCAAUACAGAGAUCGCAAAAAAUUCUCUUCCAGAAUUCGAUUUUGAACCUUUCCUGCCCGACUCUUUAGAGACAGACAUGCCGUUUCACUAUUGGAAUGCUCUUAUAAAUGACUAGCAAAUUAUUGUAUUCUUUUGUUGCUAGACUGGGAAUGCGAUAAAAGUGCCAACCUUGUUUUUAUACUGUUAGUUCUUUUAUGUACAGUUGUAGGAGAUGAAGAGGGGGGGGGGGAAUUGUACCCCAAUCACCUUGGCACUCAAUAUAGUUUGUACAGGACAUGGUGAUCUUGCAAUGAGUAUUAUUGUAUUGUUAUAGCCUUAUGUUGACAAAAUUUUGAGAUAAUGUAAUGUUGAAAGUCAGCAGUAGUCUUUACUUA